GUUCUUACCUGACAGGUGACCCGUAGAAUAGGAAGAGUGAGAUAAUGAGUGCUCCUAUUUGUCAGGAUAAAAAGCCCAAGGCAUUGAAGUUUCUUCUAGCAGGGGUAAUGUGCAUUAGCAAAUGAGCAGAGACACAAUUCUGGAAGAACCAACAGCUGCAGUUAUAGUCAUGUUUGAAUGAAUCCUAUUGCUUAUUAGCUAAAUCUCUCUGUUCCACCUCCUCGACCUCAGGACAAUAAUCAGGAAAAAAUUAUCAUUAUGAAUGAGUACAAUUCUGAAAGAUCAAAGCCAUGGGACAUCUACACUAAUUCAGACCCUAAUAGCCCCUCUCAAACCGGAGUCGAUCGGGAACCUCCUUGGAAGAACUUUGGCACAUCCAUGAAUGCCAUUUCCUUUGGCUUUGUUGCUACAGCACUGUUAAUAUCAAUGUUUCUUAUCAUGGCCAUCUUUGAACAUCUGUUUAGGCCAAAUGCUUCUUUCUCUUCUCCUCAAGAUGAUGCCCGGAGGCCCCCAGUAUCAAGAACAAUGCAGAAACUUGGAAAUCAACAAACAGUAUCAAUGUCAUAUGCAUCAGAUAUCUCAGUACUGAUGCCAGGACAGAACUAUCCUUCCUUCAUUGCCCAACCUGCUCCUCUCCCCUGUCCGAGAGAAGGCGUUUAUUGGCCACCCCAUGAACAAAAUUUUGCCUUGGUGUAGCCAAUGAUACUACUUCAACUCGGGCCAUACACUGUGGCUGUAUGUAAAUUUACAGAAUGGCUAAAGAAGCCUAAGAUCAUCUGUCGUAUACUCCCUUUAUCUAGUUAAGUACAUGCAUCUUAGCUACUUCUUUGGAUUUACUGAAGGCAAUAUUUUAAGUGGUGACAUGAAAAAUACAAAUUGCUCGAAUCCCAAAUAAAUUUUGAUUUUAUCACAUACCUUACUCUUAUGGAUUAUGAAAGGUG
This is a messenger RNA of Ilex paraguariensis (yerba mate), 941 nucleotides long. Lineage: Eukaryota; Viridiplantae; Streptophyta; Magnoliopsida; Aquifoliales; Aquifoliaceae. The record is from the annotation of a GenBank genome assembly.